Molecule: messenger RNA, 2046 nt
Organism: Daphnia magna
Lineage: Eukaryota; Metazoa; Arthropoda; Branchiopoda; Diplostraca; Daphniidae
Product: protein spinster homolog 1-like
Exons: 11
Biological process (GO): transmembrane transport
Cellular component (GO): membrane
Molecular function (GO): transmembrane transporter activity
Source: RefSeq, a predicted model, not a curated record
AUCAAUCUCAGCCUUCGUGAUUUCGGUCUUAGUUUCUACCAACUGAGAAUCUAGAAACACUUGAAUCAACAUUCCACGCAGUUACAGGUAAAUUUCUAAUGGAUUCGACAAACGUAAACGAACAAGUUCCCGUGCAGAAUGGAAGCUAUCAGACACAGCCGGAAGAAACCCAAAAUUCGAUCUUUGAUUCCCACCAGAAAACUGAUAGUUACAAACAGUCGCUAUCCUCAUCCUCCUCAACAUCUUUUGUCGCAGAAAAAGCUUCCGUUUUCAAUGUAUAUACAGGGGAUUCGUCUUUGGAUUCAACUAAGCAGAAGCCAAGUGACGACAGUGGAACACCAUCGAUUUCUUGUCCAACGAAAACAAGUGAUGAAGUUAAGAAAAUGUCGACGCGUCAAUACGCAACCGUUAUAAUCCUUUGCUAUGUCAAUCUAUUGAAGUACAUUGAUAGGUUCACUAUUGCGGGUAUUUUACCGGAGGUCCAAUGCGCUUUCGGAAUCAGCGAUGCUCAAGGUGGUUUACUCUCAACUGCCUUCAUUGCUUCCUGCAUGAUAUUUUUUCCUAUUUUCGGCUACCUGAGUGACAGAUUCUCCCGCAGGAUCAUCAUGGGAGUCGGUAUCACUCUUUGGGGUGUUUCAAAUGUGGCUGGAUCGUUCUCCGGAACCUACGUUCUCCUCUUAACGUCGAGGAUUUUGGUAGGCAUCGGUGAAUUGAUGUUCUCCACCGUGUCGCCGACUAUCAUUUUAGAUGUGGGCAAAGGCGAUGUCCGGUCCAAGUUUCUCAUCAUCCUUUACUAUAGCGCCGUACCAGUCGGAAGUGGUCUAGGGUUUAUCGUUGGUGCAGAGAUGGCUAGUGCUUUCGGUUCUUGGCAAUGGGGUCUUCGAGUCACACCUGUUUUGGGUUUCGUAGCCGUUUUGCUCAUCGUUUUUGUUGUGCAAGAGCCACCCAGAGGAGAAGCCGAGGGAUCCAGGCUAUCCUCAACUUCUGGCUUCUGUGACGAUCUCAAAUACCUGAGAAAGAACAAAACCUACAUAUUUGCAACAUUUGGUAAGACUCUAACAUCAUUCGUCGCCGGAGCUAUGGCCUGGUGGGGUCCAAAAUUUAUUGCGCUAGGACAAGCCACAACGAAAGGCGAAGAUGUUUCAUAUGCCAAACCAGUUUCUUCAAUCGUCUGCGCUAAGGCAGCUCUGGCUGGAAUAAUUGGCGUCACCACAGGAUCGCUGCUCGGCCAAAAGCUAAGGAAAUGUUAUCCAAAUGCCGAUCCUAAAGUUUGCGGUUACAGCAUGUUAAUAGCUGCUCUAUUGUUCUGUUCCGGUUAUUAUGUUGCUACCGGCCCUCCUAUUCUAACAUAUGUCAUCCUUUUCUUCGCCCAAUGGCUCCUCAACGUCAACUGGUAGGUACACGUAUAAUCAAAUUAUUCAUUACCUUCUUAUGUUGUUAUCCCAACAAGACGUGCCACGGCGGCAGGAUUCUUUAUCUUCAUUUAUCAUGCCUUUGGAGAUGCCUUAUCUCCAUACAUAAUCGGUCUGGUAUCUGACAGCUUCAAAGCAUCACUUACUAAUGCGUCAGAAACAAAGAUGCCAUCGUAUGAUUACUAUGGCGAUGCGAUGAUGUUGAACGAAUCCUCCGUUAGCAACAACUGCUCCGGUUCAUCGUUCAUCGAUCCCGAGACGGUCGACAUAGACUUUCUCUCUUUGCGGAAUACGUUUUUUAUUGGGACAAUCAUUGCAGGAGAACUUAGCGCAGUUUUCUUCUUUGCCAGCGCAAAGUAUUUUGUAAAGGACAAAGCCUUAGUUGACAAGGCAGUGACAGAAAACAACGAAAUGGAGCAACUGGAAAUGACCGAACAGCAAACGAAGUUUACAGCAGCUAAACCCGAAGUGCCUCAAAUGAAUUUGUCGACAGCAUUCCAAGAAGAUGCUUGUGAUGUACUUGCACGCGAGACGUGAAAAUUCUUAAACGGAAUAUGUUACAUGUAUUAAUUAAGGUGUAUCGAUUUGGGCUUUACAACAAAUAAUAGCAUGAUUAAAUGGAUUUGUAUCGUCA